Molecule: messenger RNA, 300 nt
Organism: Naumovozyma dairenensis CBS 421
Lineage: Eukaryota; Fungi; Ascomycota; Saccharomycetes; Saccharomycetales; Saccharomycetaceae
Gene: SGF11
Product: SAGA histone acetyltransferase complex subunit SGF11
Exons: 1
Coding region: 1-300 (99 amino acids)
Source: RefSeq, a predicted model, not a curated record
AUGUCCAAUCAAACAGAGGCAGUCGAUUCUGUCUCGAAUGGGAUUUUACAUAAUUUAUUAACAUCUAUCAUUCAAGACAUCGUUGCGAGAGAGAGAGUUAAGGUUCAAGUUUUGGAAACUAGAUACCCUAACCAUCCUUCUUACCAUAUAGAUAAUACUGGGACUCUAGAUAUACAUGGAGCUCCUAAGCGCCAAGAAUCAUCCCAAUAUUUUAACUGUCUAAAUUGUGGGAGAGAAAUUUCUGCAAAUAGGUUCGCUGCCCACUUACAAAGAUGUUCGAAUAGAGGCUCAAGAAGAUGA